Messenger RNA from Puntigrus tetrazona (Sumatra barb), 2227 nucleotides. RefSeq lists its product as uncharacterized. Bases 414 to 1571 code for a protein of 385 amino acids. The transcript has 2 exons. NCBI's taxonomy places the organism in Eukaryota, Metazoa, Chordata, Actinopteri, Cypriniformes, Cyprinidae. The record is from RefSeq and is a predicted model, not a curated record.
AUCUUUAACAUGUUUAUUGUUUAAUCUGAGACUUUCCUUUAUGCCUUCGUUAUUUGGUCGUGGUCCCUUUAAGAAUCUUAGGUUUCGGUAUAGAGUUAUGCCAUGUGAUUGAGGAAGCGAGCAUGUUCAGCAGAGAGUAGCUUUCGUAGCAUUUUUUUGAAGCUUACUGUUAUAUUGCAUACUUCUUGCAUCUGUUUUAGCAUCGUGGUUUCACCUUUCCUCACAACGUCAAUAAACCUGUGGACGAGGAGCUUAUGUCUUCAGAGUCUUGAUGUUAGGGAAAAGUUUACCUGGCUGUCACGUUAUAUCCAGUACAUAUAGCAAGGGCAGCACAGUGAAACCACGUUGGCUUAAGACAGGAUUGUGCAAUGCAAGCUGGCAGUUAAUGGUAAAAUAGACUACUUAACUUCGCUAUGGCAACAGAUAACCAUUCAAUAAAGACACGCUCUCAUGCUUCCUGCUCUUCAGUACGAUCAAGUACAUCGUCAACUGGGUCUGCAGCAGCUAAGGCAAGAGCAAGGGCAGAAGCAGCAAAAGCACGUCUUACCUUUGCCGAAGAGGAAGUUAAUCUAAAGCUACAAAAGGCCAGAGUGGAGGCAUCUAUGGAAGUGCUACAGCAUAAGAAGGAGGCAGCUGCAGCAGUCGCCGAAGCAGAGGCGCUUGAAGCUGCUAUUGACGAAAAUGCUGAGAAACACAGUUGUGUGCUAAGUGUGAAUUCUGCCCCUCUGGAAGCCAAACAACGCACUGAACAAUAUAUUAUUGAUCAAACGGAAGUGCAAGAGACAGAACUGUAUCAUGUCCCAGCUAAAAUAGAACCAAUCACAAGUUACGGCAUCCCAUCUUCAUGUCUCAAACCUGAAGCCAAACCUUUCCUUUCACGCCAUGCAAGUGUUGCCUUCCAACCACCUGCUACCACCUCACAACAGCCAAGCACCUAUGAAAACGAGUAUGUUCAUAACUCAUGCGAAGCUGGAUUUGAGAAUAACAAUUCAACACCCUUGCAACGUUUUAGGCAAAAUAGCAAUGGUUAUCCGACUCCUCAGCCCUACCCUAUUUCCCCAAAUUCAAACAACUGCAGCUCAAACAUGAAUGACUUUGUAAGAUUUCUUGCUCGUCGUGAGCUAGUGGCAACAGGUUUACUGCAGUUUAAUGACAAACCUCAGAAUUACAGAGCCUGGAAACGUUCUUUUCAGUCUGCAACUGCUGAUUUAAACCUGACUUCUAGUGAAGAGAUGGAUCUCCUUCUAAAGUGGCUUGGCAAGGAGUCUGCAGAGCAUGUUGAACAGAUAAGGGCAAUACACAUCAACCAUCCACAAGCAGGACUGGCUAUGGCAUGGGACAGACUGGAUCAAGCGUAUGGCUCUACGGAAGUAAUAGAAGAUGCCCUAUUCAAACGUAUUGAUGCCUUUCCUAAAAUAACCAACAGAGAUUAUUCUAAACUGACAAAAUUGAGUGAUCUGUUAAUGGAGCUUCAGUCAGCUAAGGCAGAAGGAGACUUGCCAGGUCUUGCUUUCUUAGACACUGCAAGAGGUGUCAAUCCGAUAGUACAGAAGCUACCGUUUCGUUUGUAAGAGAGAUGGGCAUCAGUCGGCGCAGCCUACAAGCGUCAAAAUCGUGUUCCUUAUCCCCCCUUUGCCUUCUUUGUGGAUUUUGUUUGCCAAGAGGCAAGCAUUGGAAACGAUCCAAGCUUCAACUUUGUCUCUCAAAUAGACUUGACUCCCAAAAUGGAGAAGACAGCUUGGAGGCCCAACAAACAACGAGAAAUUUCUGUACACAAGACAGCGGUAUAUUCAAGAGUUGCCAAUGAUGCUAGGGAGCUUUCAAAAAAAUCUGAUGAUUACGAUAAACAGUGUCCUAUUCAUAGAAAACCGCACCCUCUAAAUAAAUGCCGCGUUUUCCGGGAAAAGCCGUUUGAUGAUCGCAAGGCUUUUUUAAGAGAGAAUAAUGUGUGCUUUAAAUGCUGUGUUUCGACAUCACAUAUUGCAAAAGACUGUAAGACUAAAGUCCAAUGUUCUGAAUGCAAAAGCGAAAGACACCACACUGCGCUCCACCCUGGGCCUGUACCCUGGAGAGAUGAAGGCCCUGCUAUGGAGCACGGCGGGGAGGGAGAGGAAGUCUUACCUCAAUCUCAAGUCACCAGCAAAUGUACAGAGGUCUGCGGAGAAAAUCAGAUGGACCGUUCUUGCUCUAAAAUAUGCCUUGUUAAAGUAUUCCCAGCUGGCCGUAG